AUGUUGCUGAUGGAGUCCAGUGGCCAGACUCCAGUCAGUGAUGUCACUACAAUGACCAUCACAAAUUUAAGCAACAGGACCGAGGUGGCUCCUGGAAAUAACAGUACUCAAGGAAGCAACUCUCUGGCUGUUGUGAGCUGGAGGUGGGAACAUGUCUCCACCCCGUACCUGGUGGCCCUGUGGGUCCUGGUCAGCUGGCUCUGCAAAUUCAUCAUCGAGUCCUUUCCUUCCUUUGUGACUAAUGUGAUCCCAGAGAGUGCCUUGCUCAUUGCCUUCGGCUGGAUUCUGGGUGGGAUCAUUUGGGCUGCAGACCUUCAGCAGACCUUCUCGCUGACCCCAGUAGUCUUCUUUUACUUCCUGUUGCCCCAAAUCAUCCUGGACGCGGGCUACUCCAUGCCAAACAAGCUCUUCUUUACCAACUUGGGGGGCAUCCUGCUCUACGCCAUCUUGGGGACCGUCUGGUGUGCUGCCACCCUGGGGCUGUCGCUGUGGGGGUGUCAGGCGGGAGGAGCCAUGGGUGCUUUGGACAUCGGUCUGCUGCAGUAUCUUCUCUUCGGCAGUCUGAUUGCUGCUGUGGACCCUGUAGCCGUCCUCGCUGUGUUUGAGCAAGUCCACGUCAAUGAGGUCCUCUUCAUCAUGGUGUUUGGAGAGUCGCUGCUCAACGACGGUGUGACAGUGGUGCUCUUCAAUGUAUUUGAUGCGUUUGUGAAACUGGGAGGACCCGGAAUAAAUGCUGUGGAGAUCAUUAAAGGGAUAAUUUCCUUCUUUAUAGUGGCGUUCGGUGGUUCCCUCGUGGGCUUAGCAUUCGGGCUGCUGGUCGCUUUACUUAGUAAAUACACUAAAAACAUCCAGAUCAUUGAGCCAGGCUUUAUCUUCGUCUUGGGAUACCUCUCCUACCUGACAGCUGAUAUGCUCUCCCUGUCUGCCAUCCUUUCGGUCACCUUCUGUGGUGUUAGCAGCCAGAAGUACCUCAAUUCAAACAUGGCUGAGAGCUCUGUCAACACAGUCAGAUAUGUCAUGAAGGUUUUUGCAAAUGGAUCAGAAACCAUCAUUUUUGUGUUCCUCGGCAUCUCGGCCAUUGAUAAGACAAUCUGGGUGUGGAACACAGGCUUCAUCCUACUCACGCUCUUCUUCAUCCUUGUGUACAGAUUCAUUGGUACCUUUGUCCAAACCUGGUGGCUUAACCAGUACAGGCUGGUCCCUAUUGCGUUCAUAGAUCAGCUGAUUAUGAGCUACGGUGGCCUGCGAGGGGCUGUCGCAUAUGGCCUGGCUACGAUGCUGGAUGACCAGAGAAUAAAGGAGAAGAAGCUGAUGAUCGGCACUACUCUCAUUGUUGUGUACUUCACUGUCAUUCUUCAGGGAAUAACGAUGAAACCUUUUGUCACGUGGCUUAAAGUAAAGAGAUCUGCAGUGGCGGAGGUCACACUCAUAGAAAAAGUGCAGAACAAGGUGUUUGAACACUCGCUUGUUGCCAUAGAAGAUAUAUCUGGACAAAUAGGAGAUAACUACCUGAGGGGCAAGUGGAAAAUAUUUGAGCAGAAGUGGAUGUCAAGGUUUUUGUUGACGUCGGAGGCGAGGAAUAAACAGGACUACAUUUUCAACGUCUUCCAUCAGCUGAACCUCAAGGAUGCCGUGGGUUACGUGGAUGAGGGUGAACGUAGAGGCUCUUUGGAGUUUGUCCGCAAUGAAUCUGCUUUCAUCGACUUCAAGAAGAAGUUUGGUGACGAAUUCUCAGAGGUCAUGCCUGACAUCAUGGCUGCUGCGUCAGAUGAUCCUGAUGCUAUGAGAAGAGACCCUGUGUCAUCAGUGAGCCUGCAAAUGCAUGAGAAGACCAUGCAGGGUACGAGAGAAACAGAGGACAUCAACGCUCAUCACCUGCUGCAACAGCAUCUGUACAAGGGCAGGAAACAGCACUUGCACAGGUACAGCCGGAACCAUAUCGAUAUCAACACAGAUGAUAAUGAGGUGCAGGAGAUCUUCCAGAGGACCAUGAGAAACCGUUUGGAGUCCUUUAAGUCUGCAAAGAUGGGCCUUGCUCCAGCAAAGACAAUAACCAAGCACACAAAGAAAGACCAGCAACAGAAGAUGCCAAAUGGGAAAUCAACGGACACAAGUAAAAACUACUAUGCUAAUAAUGAAGGUUUUGAGUUCUCAGAGGGAGCCUCGGGCUUAGAGGCGUCAGGUGGUUCAUUCCCCUUCAGGGUCAACUACAGAGCAGGAGCUGGAAUUGAGAAUCCAACCUUCAUGCCAGACCAGGACCCCAUGACACCGAUGCAGAUCCCUCCGUGGCAGGCGGAGGACGAGCCCGAUGGCAGCAGAGUGAUUUCUUCGCAGCGGGCCCAGGGGAGGCUGCCGUGGACGCCCACCAACCUGCGCCGCCUGGCCCCUCUACGCAUCAGCAAUCAGUCCACCGACUCCUUUGCACAGGCCGACACUCCUGCCUCGCAGGAGAAGGACAAGAAGUGGCCGCCUCCACCACCUCCUCCCUCUGACAAGUAG
This is a messenger RNA of Perca flavescens (yellow perch), 2499 nucleotides long. It is a transcript of the gene slc9a3.2, whose product is annotated as solute carrier family 9 member A3, tandem duplicate 2. The transcript is spliced from 16 exons. Gene Ontology annotation, cellular component: brush border membrane; apical plasma membrane; plasma membrane. Gene Ontology annotation, biological process: regulation of intracellular pH; sodium ion import across plasma membrane; proton transmembrane transport. The record is from RefSeq and is a predicted model, not a curated record. Gene Ontology annotation, molecular function: sodium:proton antiporter activity; potassium:proton antiporter activity. The coding region runs from base 1 to 2499 and encodes 832 amino acids. NCBI's taxonomy places the organism in Eukaryota, Metazoa, Chordata, Actinopteri, Perciformes, Percidae.